Messenger RNA from Selaginella moellendorffii, 2425 nucleotides. Its product is annotated as pentatricopeptide repeat-containing protein At4g02750-like. Lineage: Eukaryota; Viridiplantae; Streptophyta; Lycopodiopsida; Selaginellales; Selaginellaceae. The coding region runs from base 28 to 2259 and encodes 743 amino acids. The transcript has a single exon. The record is from RefSeq and is a predicted model, not a curated record. Gene Ontology annotation, biological process: RNA modification. Gene Ontology annotation, molecular function: protein binding; RNA binding.
GCUGACUGAGAUGAGUAUCAGCAGAGCAUGAGAGAUGGUAAACUCGGCAGGCUUGCAAAUCUUCUCCGUCGGCACGGAAACGAGAAGGCCCUUGCUCAUGGAAAGCAGCUACAUUGCGAGCUUGCCAGGCUUGGAUGCGAGAAGGAGUCGCUUAUCGGGGGCCUGUUGGUGCGAACGUAUGGAAGCUGUGGGAGAUUGGAGGAAUCAUGCCAGGCAUUCGACCGGACGAGGCAGCGUAGUGUUUUCACCUGGAAUAUCAUGAUGGUGGCGUAUGCCCAGAACGGGCAUAUAAGUCUCGCAAGGAAGACUUUUGACAAGAGCCCGAGUCACAACAUCGUGCUGUGGAAUAGCAUGCUUACUGGAUACGCACAGAACGAGUACGUGACUGAAGCCAAGCUCUUUUUCGACGAGAUGCCGGAGAGAGACACAGUUUCCUGGAACGCCAUGAUCUCCGGUUACGUCCAGAACGGGCACUACAGGGACGCUCUCCAGCAGUACAGGAAAAUGUGCCUGGAUGGCCUUGAGCCUACGAAUGCUACUUUCGUCAGCUCCUUAGAUGCCUGUGCGAAGCUACAGUCCCUGGAAGAUGGCGAGAAGGUUGCGUUUCAUAUAGAUGAGAGGCCGGGUGUCACAGGCCUGUUGGCGAGGAACGCGCUACUCUUCAUGUAUAGCCAGUGCGGGUGUAGCGACUACGCAGCGGAGCUCUUUCACAAAAUGCCCGAGUGGAGCGUUGCAUCGUGGAACAUCGUCGUCGCAGCGUAUGCUCAAUCCGGACGUAUGGAAAGAGCUAUCGAGCGGUUCGAAAGUAUGCCCGAGCGAAGCACAAUUUCGUGGAUUGUGAUGAUCACGGCUUAUGGCGAGGGAGGCCGAGUUGACCAAGCCAGGAGGACGUUUGAUGCGGUUCCGGAGAAGGAAAAGGAGAAGGAGAUUAUGUGCUGGAACGCCAUGCUUGGAACUUACUGCCAGAACAGACGUCUCAGCGAAGCGGAAAGCUUCUUCCGUGACAUGCCUCAGAAGAAUGCUAUCUCCUGGAGCACGAUGAUCACGGCAUUUAACCACGCUCAGCGGCCGCGAGAUGCGUGGAAGUAUUACCAGGUGAUGAAUCUGGAUGGCGCAAGGCCGAGCUGUAGCACUCUCGCGGUUGCUCUUAAUGUUUGCUCGACUGCGAUGGACGUCAAGAGCGUCCACGAGAAUUUCCUUUGGAGAUACUCGGAAGUGGACGCUGGUUUUGCUCUCGCUCUGGUUCGAAACUACGGCAGACUGGGACGGAUCAACGAUGCAAAGUCCGUGUUUGAUAAGUUUCCUACGGACGCACUGCUAGCUUCGGCACUGGUCACGGCAUUUGUCGAGAAUGGCUGCCUCCAAAAUGCCAGGGAGCUCCACGCAAAGAUGGCAGUAAAGGACGUAGUGAGUGGAACAAUCCUUCUAGCUGCUCACGCUCAAGAUGGUCAGCUUGAGAUUGCCGAAGCUAUCUUUCAUGAGAUGCCAGCCAAGGACGUGGUCGCCUGGAACUCUAUGGUCUCGGCCUACUCUCAGGCCGGCUAUGCGAAGCUCUCUCUCGAUUUACUUCCGGUGAUGGACAUGGAUGGCAUACAGCCCGACGCUGCAACUUUCGUGGUCUUGCUCCACGCUUGCUCCUUGAUGAACUCGCUGGCUCUCGGUGAAAGCAUCUACUCGAUGGUGAUCGAGCUGCAGAUCGAGGUGGAGGCGGACGUGAGGCUGGGCUGUGCCAUCGUAGACAUGUUCGGCAAGUGUGGAAGUCCCCAAGACGCGAGGAAAGUGUUCGAGGGAAUGGAUCAGAGGAACGUCGUCCUGUGGAGUGCGAUGCUGGGCGUCUAUGUCUUUCACAAGCAGGAGGAGCAAGCCUUUGGCCUGUGGAGAGUGAUGGGCUUGGAAGGUGUGGAGCCCGACGCUGUGACGUUCCUCAGCCUGCUUACAAUGUGCUGCCAUGCGGGGCUACUCGAUGCUGCUGUGGACGAGUUCGUUUCUAUCUCCAGGGACUAUGGACUAGAACCGGGAGUGGACCAUUUCUCGUGUGUGAUUGAUCUUCUUGGGAGGCUUGGGCUCGUGAAUGAAGCGGAGGAUUUGAUGCUGGGCAUGCCGUGCAAGCCCAGUGCUGCUACCUGGAAUUGCCUGCUCAGUGCUUACAAAAUUUGCGGUGACUUUGAGAGAGCCUUGCGAGUUGCUGAGCUCAACCCAACCCAAGCCUCGUACCUUUUGCUCUCAAACAUGUAUGCUCAAUACGACAAGUCAAAUUAGAAAUAAAUCCUGCUCUCUCUUCAAAAGAAAAGGAAAGACUCCGUAUCAAACACACAUCAACUUUUAUCUGUCUAAUUUCUCAUGCUGUUAAUAUACAGUUAGAGAACAAAACGAUGUUCAAGAAAAAAUUCAUGAACGUAAUAACGAGGAAGAAAAAUUCACUUUC